Molecule: messenger RNA, 2196 nt
Organism: Archocentrus centrarchus (flier cichlid)
Lineage: Eukaryota; Metazoa; Chordata; Actinopteri; Cichliformes; Cichlidae
Exons: 7
Coding region: 188-919 (243 amino acids)
Biological process (GO): cellular response to lipopolysaccharide; immune response; negative regulation of T cell proliferation
Cellular component (GO): external side of plasma membrane
Source: RefSeq, a predicted model, not a curated record
CACAGCAGCUCCUUCCUCCUCUGUGUCAUUCACGUGAUGCACUCACUUCGUUCUUCAGCAGAUCGUUAAGUUAUUAAUGUUACAUAAAGUGGACAGCUCGCUCGCCUACAAACCAGUCAGCGUCAGACUCUAAUGCAUCCGGUGAACUCAGCAGGAAAACUUCAUCCUCACAUGUUUGAUCGCUUUCAUGGAGAGGAACGCAUGUGCCCUGGAUACACCUAGCAGAGAGCGCAGAUCCGUGAACAGGGAAAUGAUGAUCCGGAUCCUUCUGCUCCUCAGCCUGACUUUAAUUGACUGUACAUUUGUUGAGGAAAGGACUCUGACCUAUGAGGCAGAGGAGGACGACAACAUCACCAUCAGAUGGGACAUUCAGAUCCAAACUGAUGCAGCUCUCACCAUCAUGAAGUGUGUUUUCCUCUCAGAUGUCACAGAGAUUCUGUAUGAAAUGAUCAGAGGAGUCGAGGACUCAGAGUCUCAGCAUGAGCAGUUUGAUGGACGUGUUCAGAUCGACAGAGACGCUCUGAGAGGAGGAGAAAUCAGACUUCAUCUGUCCAGAGUCACAGUCAAAGACUCUGGAAACUACAGCUGUGAUCUGGCCACUAAAUAUAACAGGAUCCUGGGAAGAUGGGAGCUCGAGAACUCAGAGUAUUUUGCCUUGAAAGUUGUGACCAAAAGUGAAGUGACCCCCAAAACUACAAACUCUGGACUGACAGCAGCUGAAGAUGAUCAAGGACAAAGAGCAAAAGAAGACCUGAAAAUUGUGCUUCAGCUUUGCAUGUUGGCCACUUUAAUCAUUCUCAUGGCACUGGGAGCUUCAGGCAGCAAUUACUCGUGGAGAACAACAAAAAAAAAUCCAGAUCCAGCUCAUGAGCUCGAGCUCCUGGCAGAGACGGGCCAUGAGGAGGAGCUAUUUAACUGAGCAAAGAACAGCCUGUGGACAGACAUCUGUCAGUGUGAACAGCUGGAUGACAUAAUUCUCCACAUCCUCAUCUGUGUGUGCUUGGAUUAAAUACAGGAACACUAAAACAGUAAUCAAAUAUAUAACUGUAUUAUUGUGAUAUAUUUAUACUCUUUAAAGCUGUUCUUAUUUAUCUCUGAAUAUGUCUACAUAAAUUAUUUCUGUAAUGAGAAUCAAAUUAUUUAUAUUUUCUAUGAACUUAUCUAUUAUAAGCAUAUUUAAAACUAAAUCAAACAUUUUAUAACUGUGAACAUAAAUGCGACUCUAUUAUUUCAUGCGGUGCUAAACUUUAAUAAUUUUUUAUAUAUCUGUCUUCAGACAAACAGAAUAGAAUUUACCAGAAAUUUUACUUUAAACAUGACCAAAUAUCAUUAGGGUGACACUUAUUAGCAUUAACCAGAUAUUGCACCUAAUUGCUUUCUGCACACCAGUUAACGUCUUAAUUAAUAGAAAAUGUACUUCUUCAGUUUUCUUCAGUUAAUUAUCAGAAAACAGAAAAAAAAAAAAUCCAAGGCAUCAGUGCUUCUUUCUAUGCUGUGGACUUUAAACUGGUUAUUUUGCUGUUGAAACUACACUGUAUGGACAAAGGUACUGGGCCACCUACACCUGACACCUGCAGGAGCUGCCCGGUGCAGUUUUUGUGCAGUUUCAAUGUCAGAGGAGAUCUGGAGAUCUGCAGCUGCUGAGUCAGCAGAGAGCUGCCCCCAGGACUCACUGACUUUGCUGUGUAAUUUUUUUGUGGUCUGCCACUUCAUGGCUGACUUGCUGUGGUUCCUAAACACUUUGGCUUUGCAGUAAUACCACUCACAGGUGAUCAUGGAAUAUAGAGGAGGAAAGGCAAUUCAAGGACUGAGUUGUUGCAUUAGUGGAAUCCUGCUGCAGUACCACACUGGAAUUCAGCGAGCUCUUUAAAACGGCUCAUCUCUUUCAAAACUGUCUGUACAGACAGACUGCAUGGUAGGAGCUUGGUUUUAUACAGCUGUGGCUGUGGGACUGAAAACACCAGAGUACAAAGAAUGUGGCCCAAUACUUUUUUCCAUACGUGAUACAUACCAUUAUAUUGAUGCUCAGAAUAAAAAAAAAAAAAAAGUCAUGGUGAAAUUAUUUUGUUUGAGGCUGUGAUACGUGGAGUGGCAGUUAAACAGAGCUUAAAUAUCAGACAGAUCAAAAAUUAUGGAGGAAAUAAAGCAAUGACAAAUUGUUGUGGUGCAUUUUUUCCUUCACAAAUAAAAUGUUAC